GGUUAGUUUCAGUUGCCUCCCAGUCGUCCGCUCUCGCUGUCGUGUGUUCUCGAUCGCGAGAAAUCGAAAACGAAAACCAAAACCAAUACGAAUACGAAUUUAGUUAAUGCCUCCGGAUAACCGGGAGAUAUGGUGAAACUCUGCGAUCCGAUAGGAAAAUCCCAGCGCGCGGCGCUAUAAAACUCAAGCGCAAGAUCGCUGGCAUACGGUGGCGUCUUUAAUUCCAUAAAAGCGCAGGCCCUCGCGAUUUUCGUGUCACUCAAAGCCGACGCACAGAAUCGAUAACUUGAAGAUCAAACGCAAUCUGGGAAUACCAGAAGCCUUGAUCAGUGCUUAAUAGCAAAUAACCAAUAACCAACCAAUAACAAACUAGCCAAGUCGAGACAUUUCCAUCAGUGAACAGCCAAAAACGGUUCCACUAAAGCAAAGCGACGAGAGAGCGAAACUAAAGUGAAAAGCAAACCGACUAAUUGAAGUGUCUGCCUGAGUCUCGCAAACGUGCAAAGGAAACAAACAAAACGGAAUAGACAGCAUAUCACAAAGAGCCACCGCGCAAAAUAUUUAUAAAUAAAUACCCACCGACGACAACUACGGCAACAGAAACUGAAACAGAAACUGAAACAGAAACAGAAACAGUAACCGCUAACAAUAUAAAAGCCCGGCAUUAACAUUUAGUCGUGCCAGUUUGUUUAUUUUUAAUAUACGCAAAGCCCAAUAAAAACGAUCAACAACAAAGUUGUAGCAAUAAGAAAAUUGGUAUAAGCCACUACCGAACCGCCAAUCUCCUGCUGUAUAUUAUUAUUAAUCCCCGACGCAGACGGUCGCCGUCCAUAGACUAUUUAUAUAUAUAUAUAGUAGUAUUCCCACUUGAUUACCUCAACAUCGGAAACAAUGACACCCAUGUGGCAGACGCUACUUAAAAUCCUGGUGCUGCUCUUCGCCAUGUUCACCGCGAUAGUUUUAAUCUGUAGCGAAAUGUCGAAGCGACACGAUGCCGAAUCGUUGGCAAUGAACGCAACUAAAGAACUGGCAGUGUUAAGGCACUUUUUAAUGCGACUGCAGCCCAAGAAGGCCACGGAUGUCGAAUCGAUGCCGAAAGAGCUUAAGGCCAUGGAAAAUGAUGCUGCCCUUGAAGACAUCUUCAUAGUGACGAAUGAACCGGGUGUUAUUCUCUGGAACACAACGACCGCCGACAGUGCACCCCUCAUGCCCAUACCCACCAAGAGCGGCGAUCCGCCGCAGAAUCAGUCCCCGAACCGCCAUUACCAUCAGUAUCACAGCCUGAGCCAGCCAGAUCAAUACUUCAAAGUGCAGCGCUCCCCGGACGGAAAGCUGAAUCUGGUAUUUAACGAUACGUUCGUCUAUUUGCAGGGGACAAAACCGGGCGCAGUGCAAGCGGACCAGCCGGAGAAGCCGGCCCAGCACCGAGUCCCCUCGAACACCUUUGUCUUCCCCGAUUCCUCAGGCACGUUUCGGUACCAGCCGUGCGGAAAGGAUAGCAACGAGGAGUCCAGGUCCUUCUGCACCCAGGUGGACGACUAUCCGGACCUGUCCGGCUUGAAAAUGAAGCUGGAGAACAAGUUUGCCAAGUUCUUCCUCGACGACCUCCAGCCCACGGACGUGAGUGCCCGCGUCGGCUCCCCCGAUGACGAUGAGGUGUUCCUCUGCAAGACCAACCGGCGGAUUAUGUAUCCCAAGAAGGGCCAACGGGCGGACAACACCUGGCAGUUGAUCGUCAAUAACGAGGAGUACAAGCAGGGCAUCCAGAUCGAGGAGUGCGAAGGAGCGGAUCAACCCUGCGACUAUACCGCCAACUUUCCGAAUACUUACAAACCCAUUUGCAAGCAGCACUACGUGCUGCAAAACCUAGCCAGCAUUGAGACCUCGGGCAAACUGGACGUAGUGCAGCAGACCUUCAAGAUCCCCUCCUGCUGCAAGUGUGCACUGAAGCGGGUUUAAAUCGGCAGGCGGGGAAUGUCCAGUCGAAAGCUGCGAAAAUGUGAUUUUGAGCGUCAAGUUUCACCCACCACAGGAUGGCAGGCCAAACUGUCCAGGGGUCGUUGUUUUAUAUUAUAAUCUGUACUUUUGUAGCUUUUCCACGCCCACAAAAUGCAAUUGUAAUCUGCUCGUUAAUGCAGAAUCCACGCUUAGACUAAUAUGCAUUAAAAUUAAGAGAUUUAAGUCGAGUCACUGUAAACAUAUUCGUGUCAUAUACAUACGUUUUUGGCUUCCUCGUUUGAUGUCUAAGCUAGAAAUGCAAGUAAUUAGUCCUAGAUUACAAACAAAAAAAAAAAAAAAAAAAAAAAAAAAACUAUCUAGAAAAUGUAUGUUAAAAAAGAGAUAAUGUAUAAUAAAUGUAUGCAAGUACAUGACAGCAAA
Messenger RNA from Drosophila elegans, 2379 nucleotides. It is a transcript of the gene spz, whose product is annotated as protein spaetzle. Gene Ontology annotation, biological process: regulation of Toll signaling pathway; innate immune response; central nervous system formation. Bases 892 to 1959 code for a protein of 355 amino acids. Gene Ontology annotation, cellular component: extracellular region. The record is from RefSeq and is a predicted model, not a curated record. NCBI's taxonomy places the organism in Eukaryota, Metazoa, Arthropoda, Insecta, Diptera, Drosophilidae. Gene Ontology annotation, molecular function: growth factor activity; Toll binding. The transcript has 7 exons.